This is a messenger RNA of Lynx canadensis (Canada lynx), 2422 nucleotides long. It is a transcript of the gene SLITRK1, whose product is annotated as SLIT and NTRK like family member 1. Gene Ontology annotation, cellular component: glutamatergic synapse; GABA-ergic synapse; postsynaptic density membrane. NCBI's taxonomy places the organism in Eukaryota, Metazoa, Chordata, Mammalia, Carnivora, Felidae. The transcript has a single exon. The record is from RefSeq and is a predicted model, not a curated record. Gene Ontology annotation, biological process: positive regulation of synapse assembly; regulation of presynapse assembly; axonogenesis. Gene Ontology annotation, molecular function: protein binding. The coding region runs from base 282 to 2372 and encodes 696 amino acids.
UUCUUCUUCUUCUUCUUCUUGUUUCUUUUUGUUUCUUUUUUGCUUGCCUUGCACUACGUGCCUGGAUAGUUUGUGGAUAUAAUUAUUGACUGGCGCCUGGGUUGUUGCAGUGCGGGGGGGUUAGGGAGGAAGGAAUCCACCCCCACCCCCCCAAACCCUUUUCUUCUCCUUCCCUGGGUUCGGACAUUGGAGCACUAAAUGAACUUGAAUUGUGUCUGUGGCGAGCAGGAUGGUCGCUGUUACUUUGUGAUGAGAUCGGGGAUGAAUUGCUCGCUUUAAAAAUGCUGCUUUGGAUUCUGUUGCUGGAGACGUCUCUUUGUUUUGCCGCUGGAAACGUUACAGGGGACGUUUGUAAAGAGAAGAUCUGUUCCUGCAAUGAGAUAGAAGGGGACCUGCACGUAGACUGUGAAAAAAAGGGCUUUACAAGUCUGCAGCGUUUCACCGCCCCGACUUCCCAGUUUUACCAUCUAUUUCUGCAUGGUAAUUCCCUCACUCGACUUUUCCCUAAUGAGUUUGCUAACUUUUAUAAUGCGGUUAGUUUGCACAUGGAAAACAAUGGCUUGCAUGAAAUCGUUCCUGGGGCUUUUCUGGGGCUGCAGCUGGUGAAAAGGCUGCACAUCAACAACAACAAGAUCAAAUCUUUUCGAAAGCAGACUUUUCUGGGUCUGGACGAUCUGGAAUACCUCCAGGCCGAUUUUAAUUUAUUACGGGAUAUAGACCCGGGGGCCUUCCAGGACUUGAACAAGCUGGAGGUACUCAUUUUAAAUGACAAUCUCAUCAGCACCCUACCUGCCAACGUGUUCCAGUAUGUGCCCAUCACCCACCUCGACCUCCGGGGAAACAGGCUGAAAACGCUGCCCUAUGAGGAGGUCUUGGAGCAAAUCCCUGGCAUUGCUGAGAUCCUGCUAGAGGAUAACCCGUGGGACUGCACCUGUGAUCUCCUCUCCCUGAAAGAAUGGCUGGAAAACAUUCCCAAAAAUGCUCUGAUCGGCCGAGUUGUCUGUGAAGCCCCCACAAGACUGCAGGGGAAAGACCUCAAUGAAACCACAGAACAGGACUUGUGUCCUUUGAAAAACAGAGUGGAUUCCAGUCUCCCGGCGCCCCCUGCCCAAGAAGAGACCUUCGCUCCUGGCCCCCUGCCAACUCCUUUCAAGACAAAUGGGCAAGAGGAUCAUGCCACCCCAGGGUCUGCUCCAAACGGAGGUACAAAGAUCCCAGGCAACUGGCAGAUCAAAAUAAGACCCACUGCUGCGAUAGCGACCGGCGGCGCCAGAAACAAGCCCCAAACCAAUGGCUUGCCUUGCCCUGGGGGCUGCAGCUGCGACCACAUCCCAGGGUCGGGUUUAAAGAUGAACUGCAACAACCGGAACGUGAGCAGCUUGGCUGAUUUGAAGCCCAAGCUUUCCAAUGUGCAGGAGCUUUUCCUUCGAGAUAACAAGAUACAUAGCAUCCGAAAAUCGCACUUUGUGGAUUACAAGAAUCUCAUUCUGUUAGACCUCGGCAACAACAACAUUGCCACCGUAGAGAACAACACUUUUAAGAACCUUUUGGACCUCAGGUGGCUGUAUAUGGAUAGCAAUUACCUGGACACGCUGUCCCGGGAGAAAUUCGCCGGGCUGCAAAACCUCGAGUACCUGAACGUGGAGUACAAUGCAAUCCAGCUCAUCCUUCCUGGCACCUUCAAUGCCAUGCCCAAACUAAGGAUCCUCAUUCUCAACAACAACUUGCUGAGGUCCCUACCCGUGGACGUGUUCGCUGGGGUCUCGCUCUCUAAGCUCAGUCUGCACAACAAUUAUUUCAUGUACCUUCCAGUGGCAGGGGUACUGGACCAGUUAACCUCCAUCAUCCAGAUAGACCUGCACGGAAACCCUUGGGAGUGCUCCUGCACCAUUGUGCCUUUUAAGCAAUGGGCAGAACGCCUGGGUUCCGAAGUGCUGAUGAGCGACCUCAAGUGUGAGACGCCGGUGAACUUCUUUAGGAAGGAUUUCAUGCUCCUCUCCAAUGACGAGAUCUGCCCCCAGCUGUACGCGAGGAUCUCGCCCACGCUAACUUCGCACAGUAAAAACAGCACUGGGUUGGCGGAGACCGGGACGCACUCCAACUCCUAUCUAGACACCAGCAGGGUGUCCAUCUCGGUGUUGGUCCCGGGACUGCUGCUGGUGUUUGUCACCUCCGCCUUCACUGUAGUGGGCAUGCUCGUGUUUAUCCUGAGGAAUAGAAAACGAUCUAAGAGAAGGGACGCCAACUCCUCGGCGUCCGAAAUUAAUUCCCUACAGACAGUCUGUGACUCUUCCUACUGGCACAAUGGGCCUUACAACGCAGAUGGGGCCCACAGAGUAUAUGACUGUGGCUCCCACUCACUCUCAGACUAAGACCCCAACCCGGGUAGAGCAGGGGAGCGGGAAGGCGAUGCGCCCCCUCC